Molecule: messenger RNA, 6642 nt
Organism: Herpailurus yagouaroundi (jaguarundi)
Lineage: Eukaryota; Metazoa; Chordata; Mammalia; Carnivora; Felidae
Gene: DIO2
Product: iodothyronine deiodinase 2
Biological process (GO): thyroid hormone metabolic process
Molecular function (GO): thyroxine 5'-deiodinase activity
Source: RefSeq, a predicted model, not a curated record
AUUAGCCAGGGAAUGUAUAAAAGGCUUCAGGGAGACUCACUGGGCUGCAGAGAGAGAGAGAGAGAGGCACUUUGCACCACAGACAGAUAGCACGAAGGAAAACGCAGAGCGAGUGAGGAAGAGAAGAGUCCGUCGCUCCUGGGGAAGGGAGAGAGAGACAGGCUGGGAGAAGGAGAACAGAAAGUGUGUGUCAAACGGAGUAAAGAAGGGGAAAAACUACCCUUCAAGCACAUUUUUGAAACUCUGGCAACUCCAGAAAGAAACGGGCUACGUUUCUGAACAUUAGAGACAAUGAAAAGCUAAAGAAAAUUUUGCAAUCUCUGCCACAGUCUCAUAGGUGCUUAGAAAUGAAAGUAGAGCUGCCUGUCUGUCACCGACUCUGAGAGGGGUGACUGGAUUAGGGACGGGGACGCCAGUUUGUGUGUGGGUUGUUUUUUGUUUUUUGUGGGGGUUUUUUUGUUUUUGUUUUUUUAACAUCUUAAAUCCUGAAAAAAAAAAAAAAAAAAAAGGCAGCAGCUCCGAAUUGAAUGAAUUGAUGGGCACACUCCAACUGCUGGGCUGCAGAGACUGGACUUGGUCUUGCCAUUUCUGCUUCUUUGAAAGAGGAGACAACUUGGGCUUCCUUUUAAUUUAGUUUUUCUCCUUCUCCCCCCACCCCGGCCUUCCCCUUUAUCUCCCCCACCCCCUCUAUCACCACCCCCCUUUUAAAUAAGAGGGUGAAGGGGAACCAGAGCGCACAAGGGAACUGACUGGGAGGCAGAGAAGAUGGGCAUCCUCAGCGUAGACUUGCUGAUCACACUGCAAAUUCUGCCAGUUUUUUUCUCCAACUGCCUCUUCCUGGCACUCUAUGACUCGGUCAUUCUCCUCAAGCACGUGGUGCUGCUGCUGAGCCGCUCCAAGUCCACUCGCGGGGAGUGGAGGCGCAUGCUGACCUCAGAGGGAAUGCGCUGCAUCUGGAAGAGCUUCCUCCUCGAUGCCUACAAGCAGGUGAAAUUGGGUGAAGAUGCCCCCAAUUCCAGUGUGGUACAUGUCUCUAAUUCUGAAGGAGGUGACAACAGUAGAAAUGGUGCCCAGGUGAAGAUAGUUGAUGGAGGCGAGUGCCACCUUCUUGACUUUGCCAGCCCUGAGCGUCCACUGGUGGUCAAUUUUGGCUCAGCCACUUGACCUCCUUUUACUAGCCAGCUGCCAGCCUUCAGCAAACUGGUGGAAGAGUUCUCAUCAGUGGCUGACUUCCUGUUGGUCUACAUUGAUGAGGCUCAUCCUUCAGAUGGUUGGGCAGUGCCUGGUGAUUCUUCUUUGUCUUUUGAAGUGAAGAAGCACCGGAACCAAGAAGACCGAUGUGCAGCAGCCCACCAGCUUCUGGAGCAUUUCUCCUUGCCGCCCCAGUGCCGAGUUGUGGCUGACCGCAUGGACAAUAAUGCCAAUGUAGCUUAUGGUGUAGCCUUUGAACGCGUGUGUAUUGUGCAGAGACAGAAAAUUGCUUAUCUAGGAGGAAAGGGGCCCUUCUACUACAACCUUCAAGAAGUCCGGCGUUGGCUGGAGAAGAAUUUCAGCAAAAUGAAAUCUAGAAUAGCUGGUUGAAGGUAUGAUUGUAAAAGAGUUUUUUUUUUUUUUAAUUAUGUAAAGGAAAGGAAACUAAGAACUGAAUCCACUAUUUCAACUGAGUCUCAUUGUCUCCCUGAAAGACAGGAAUUUACGUGUCAGAAGAACAUAAGCUUCUAACAUCUCCAUACUUCUUUUACCACUCAAAUGGCAUUUGGCUAAAUAGUAGCCCCAUCACAUCUCUUCCUAGUGAAAAGCCCUGAGUAAAAAGAUCCCAAGAUGUAGAGGAAGAAACCCUGUUUCAACAUGUGUUCAUCUGCCUUGGGAAAGAAGUAAUACAGCUGAUGGAAGCUUUGGGACCUGAAGAACAGACUUACCUGAAUAACUACUACGUUAGGGAACUAUUAUCCUUGUUAGUAUAAGGGGUAUUGCCUAGGCUUUAUUCAGUAUGGAUAGAGCCCAACUGGAAAAUUCCCAAAUAUUUACUUAUGAUGAAUCCUUGAGUCCAGUCCUUGUGCUUGGGACUUCGUGUUUAACAAUGUUCAAGUAGUUUUUGCUGUUUUAGUUUCUAGCCAUCUGGUGCUCUCUGCCAGUCUAAAUAUGCCAGAACUCACAGAUGUAUUGGUAGAUAUCAAGAAUGAUUCCUGGAGGGUUAGAUUAUCUGAAAUCUGAGGGUUACUUUUUAGGCAGGUGGGAAAGUACUAGAAGAAAAUCAAAUUGACAAGCUAGGAAAGGAUGCAGAAAGAUGAGGAGGCUUCACAGAGUUUCACUUUGAAGCUGUGGAGAGUGGGACUAAUUUGUUAGCCACCGAAACAUUGAAACAUAAAACAUACAUGGGCCAGAAAAAGAAGCAGCUCAACUAUAAUUAGCAUUGACAAUAUACAUAUGAAAUCAAUAUAUUUAUCAUAUACUCCUGAACUAAGGGAGAAAGGGGGAUUGAAAGAGGGGAAAAAAAAACACACUUCAUUAUUUGUAAUUAUGAGAAUUUUUUGCUGGAAAUAAUUACUUUUUGAAACAUGUUUGUGGUAUGUAUAUUUUCAGUUGAUUAAUUAUGCCCUGUGAUACUGAUUAAAUGUAAAACCAAUAGAUCCAGUGGUACUGGUCUGUCCCUCUCCAUUCCUACAAUUAUGAUGUGGCCCCACUCGUUCUUAGUCUUAGCCUCCACAAUGGUGUUCUCUGAAUGCUGAGCUGGACUCGGCUCUUUCUUUAUUUAUAUAUAAAUAAAAUAUAUUCUUAGCUGCUGUGGGAGGUAGGUGCCCUGGCCAUUCCGCUGUGGUACUGUUCUCCCAAAGUAGGUGAACUAUAAUGAAUAAUAGGUGUGAACAAACAAGAUUUCUUCAGCUGCAAAAUAGAGGAAGGCAAAGUUAGUUUGAGAAAAUUCUCAUUAGUAAUUUUGGAGGCUUUGAUAUAAGGCAACCCUCAGUGGCAUGGAAUUUGGUGAAAUGGAAUUUCCAUUUCCAUUUGAAUUUGGACUGGGGUCUUCCUCUUCCUUUGUUCCAAUUAGCUGAGGUCUGGUAAUCUAAGGCCUCAAUUGUACAUUAUUAUAAUGAUAUGUGUGUGUAUACACACACACACACCAUAUUUCUCUUUAAAGAUACUAUAGUUUUACCUGUAAUGUAAGUAAUAGCUAAAUAUCAUAACCCCAAAAGAAUAGACCAACUAAUUUUAUAUCAUAAAUUUUUACUGUAAAUUUGAGGAUGCUGUCAAAUCACAGUAUAUGGUUGUAUUGAAUGUACAAUCAAACGUUCUUAUGACCAUUCCAUUAAUAAUUGAAUCAUAAAAUAAAAGUAAUAGAAAAAAAUCUCAAGUUGAAAAUAUCUUCUGAAACUAGUUGCGUCUGAAAUGAGAAAAAGGUGGGAACUGAGUAAGAACCAAAAGUACAUUAAAAACAAAAAAAAGCUGGAGCAAUAUAUCAGUUCUAUCACUAGUUUAUUGUUUAGACACUAAUACGUUAUUUUAACUGAUGAUUGUGUUUUACAGCAACAUUUAAGCUUUCCAGUGUCUUAAAGUCUAUAAAACACACCCACAAAGAAACAAAGCAAAUUUUGAAAAUGUGGCAUCAUCUAAUAGAUUUCUGGAAAAUCACAUGGAGAAUAGAUUAUUUCAGACUUCUCAAUUGUUAAACUCUACACUCCAGAAUGAUCAGUGGGCCCCAUUGUAUUUUAUCUUGAAAAUGGUGUUAAGAUUAUGUGAUCCCCUAGAAAAGUAAAAUGAAAACUUGGUUGCAGCACACUCACUCUGUUGUCCUUAAACUUCCCCUUUGUUCUACAUGUACAAUAAUGGAACAGGAUGUUAGAGAAGCUGGUGGGGGGAUGAGAUUUGGCUAAGGCAGUGCUAGUUGUCUGGGUAAAAGGAUGAUGGAAAAAGCACCCAGUCGUGAUAUAUUUUUAAGGAAAGAGAAGGUUGUGUGUGUGCAAUUCCUCUCCACGAGGAUACUCCAAUGGAGAAAUGAAGCAGUGGAAGUAAAUACACAAAGGCAUAGGCUGAAUAUCAGGGAAAAAGAUAUGUUCAAUAGAACAUAGAAGACUUUCUGGAAGAAAGGCAGUUAGGGGCCAAUGAAGAAAGUGAAUUGACAAAGCUCAGGAAUCCUACAGUAUGUAGAAUGGCUUGGUGUUACCAGAGUUAUGUAACCUAUUUAUCUCAACAUGAUUUUUUAUUAUUUCCUAUGAUGUAUCUUUAGGAACAUAACAAGAACUCAUUAUUUGAGGUAGAGGAGAAUCAGUGCUUAGCUGGUAUGCUCAGAGAAAGUAUUAGAUUGUCAAUACCCACCCCACCUAUCUUCUCUUUUAUAGAGUAUGUUCCUUUGAACAAUUGUUAUUCAUAUAUAUAUAUAUAUAUAUAUAUAUAUAUAUAUAUAUACACACACACACAAACAAACUUUGAGUUCUUCUUAGUACCUAAACAUUCCCCCCGCCCAUAGGCUAUGUUUACAUGGAGCUAUCAGUUUAGCCUUUUAAACUGAGUUAGCAUAUCUAUUAUUGAAAUAGUUUCUAAGCAAUUUUAGAUAUUAUCAUAGCAUCUGGAUUUACUCAAACAUUUAGUGUUUGAAAGACUUAUGUCUUGGAACUAUUCAAACUUACUUUAUUUUAUUGCUUAGAGAAAAUAGUGGAAUCAACAUGACUUUCUUGAAUGGGCAUGAAUGAGAUGCCUGCACAAUGAUGUUGAAAUGUUUGAUGUAGAUAUUAAAAUGUAACUGACCUCCUUAGAGGCAGACUAGUAACUGCUCUUUGUAUAGCUAAAGUGAAGCCAUUUAACUUAUAUGACUUUUUAUAUUCAUGUUUUGGAUCUUUGGUACUAUGUCUUCACCUUGUUUAUAGAAUUUACCCUUGAUUUUUGGUAAUAUCAAGUUCUAAAUGGUCUAUUUAUUUAAAUUUUCUUGCCGUUAAGCAGAAAAUGCCUAUUCUAUAACCAAGGAAAGAAGAAAAGCCUGCUGUCUUUGAUUUUGCCUGGAGUGUAUUUCACUAUUUGGGCUCUUGAAUAAAAAAAAUAUGAAAUAUGUUAAUAUGUUGAGGUCAUGUGUGGGUACCGCCUUGCUGCAUAAAAUACCAGAGGGGCAUAUUAAAGACAAUAUCUAUGCCUUUGGGAGAAUUUCCAGCUGGACACAGGUGUUCUUAGCAUGUCCUGUGGGUUAUGUCCACAGCAAAAGGAAUGCACUGAUGUACAGGACUUCCCAUUCUGUAAAUCUGACUGAUGGUUUGGAAAAUAAGCUUAAUUAGAAUCAUAUGGCCCCUGCAAAGGGGGAAAUGUAGAUACCAAUUACUGUACCAUUGAAGGGUUCAUGAAAACCUCUCCAGCAUUUAGAGCUUUUCAGAACAUGUCCAAUGUCAUGUCUCUCAGCAGUGGAGAAUUCUAAUUCCAGGAACUUAAAACGAUAUUGCCAAAAAUCAGAUCAAAAAAAAAUUUUAGUUAUAUUCCAACUUUCUCCCUACUUUCUCCUUUAUCUUAAAAAUAGAAUCCAAACUUAGUCUUCAUAUGUACAUCCAGAAUGGGGUAUAAGUAUCAAUUUCUGCCUUGGUGAUUUGCAAUCUCUUCGUAGUAUCUUGAGGUCCUCUGUGAAAGAAGGUAGUAGGGCCUGGGAAAGCCAGGAAGUUGCUAACCUGGAAGAACGAGGUCCUGUGAAUUUGGUCUAUUGAUUUGGGAAGGUUUGAAAAGAUAAUUCUCACCAUUGGAAGAGGGCUGCUAGGUGUCAGUGAAUGACUUUAGGAAGAGCCAAACAUUGGGCCACUUGUUAAUGCCUUAUGUUCUGGAUAGCACCAGAAGCAAGGUCUCCGACUUAAGAGACCCAGCUCUGUUCUAAGGUGAGUCUGAUACAAUAGAAAGCAAACAUGUACAGAUAUCCAAAAAAAACCUGCUCAUGCAAGUCAGGGCUUGCUGCCCAUCUUAGGCAGCAGUACCAGAGCUCUAGGGAGUUUAUUUACUAUUUACUGGGGAGAUCUCAAGGACGAAGGAGAUGUUAAAUGUAGUCACUAUUUGGGUUCCCCCCCUCCCCCAAAAGCAAACAGGUAAACACAUAAAUGAAAGAAGCCCACAGAAGGGGGUGGGAAAUAAAUUAAAAAAUCUCUCAAGCCUUCUCCAGACUAUGUCACUGGCCCAUGUACUUUUUAUGUGUGUUAGAAUGAAAGAGUGUGAAGACAUAAGUAUCCAGUACUUUAUAACCAAAGCAAUUAAAAGAAAUUGGGUAGGGAAUGUUGGCCAGUUUCAUUUUCUUUUGCAUCACAUUAUCACCAGACUAUAUCACUAGCCCAAGCAGUCGGGCACCUGGAGAGGGAGAUUGGGAUGUGCAGAGGUGACCAGUGUGCAAAUGAUAACUACUGAUGAAAGAGUCACUGACUCAGUUAGUGGUUGGAUGUAGUCACAUUAGUUUUCCUCUGCCCGUCUUUGUCUCCCUAGCAAGGAGAAUAUUUGGGGCAUGAUGCUAUGGGCACUGGGUAAAUGUGGUAAGAAUGCAUGUGUGUAUUUCUCUGCUUCUCAGUUGCAGAAACAGAAACGCUUUGGAGAUUAUCAGUAGAAAGAGUGUUAUUAUAUUGGUGCUGAGUGGUAUGUGUGCUUUUAAAAUUUGUUCUUGUAUUUUAAUAAAUUUUGAAUAAAAGAAUAAAGUUA